Molecule: messenger RNA, 1344 nt
Organism: Corythoichthys intestinalis (scribbled pipefish)
Lineage: Eukaryota; Metazoa; Chordata; Actinopteri; Syngnathiformes; Syngnathidae
Gene: avp
Product: arginine vasopressin
Exons: 3
Coding region: 1-480 (159 amino acids)
Cellular component (GO): secretory granule; extracellular region
Molecular function (GO): neurohypophyseal hormone activity
Source: RefSeq, a predicted model, not a curated record
AUGGCGCGUUCCUCCGUUCUCCCUAUGUGCGUCCUGGGACUUCUCGCCCUCGCCUCGGCCCUCUCCUCCGCCUGCUACAUCCAGAACUGCCCCCGGGGAGGAAAGAGAGCCUUGGCCGAGACUCAUGGACUCAGACAAUGCAUGUCAUGCGGCCCCGGGGAAAGAGGCCGUUGCUUCGGCCCCAACAUCUGCUGUGUGGAGGGAUUUGGUUGCAUUCUGGGCUCUCCAGAAACAUCUCAAUGUGUUGAGGAGAACUACCUGAUGACUCCCUGCCAGACUGGGGGGCGACCCUGCGGACGCGAAGGGGGCCACUGUGCUGCUUCGGGAGUCUGCUGUAACUCUGAGAGCUGUGCAGUCGAUUCCUCCUGCCUGGGGGAGUUUGAGAUGGAGGAUCCAGCUCAAACCUCAGCAGGGAGAUCACCUGCAGAGGUGCUUCUGCGCCUUCUCCAUGUAGCCACCAGAGGACAGACUGAGUACUGAAGACUGUAUGUCCCUUCAAGUGCAAUCAUCUGUCUGGACUGCAAGACAGAGGCUUAACGCGCUCUUUAGGAGUGCAACCUGUCUAAACCGAACAAAGGUCCUAACAUCAACUACACACUUAAAGAGCACAUUACGCAUCCAUUUUGCAGAAUGCAGCCAGAUACACUUGCUUCAAAAUACUCACUUCUUUGAGACUCCAAACUUGAAAUCUACAUUCACCUAAUUCAGUGUUUCCCUAACCUCCAUGAAGUCAGAGCAUAUACAUUUUACGCAGAGAAUGAUUUUCAGAUAAAUUGGAGUGAACUGGAUCAUUUCCCUUGGCACUGGUUUGUAAUCACUCACCUAACUCUUUAAGUGCCUAAAUUACAAAAUUGUGACAGCUAACAUUGCUGACUAUAAAAAGUAAGACCUGCAAAUAAGACAUAUGUCGCCUUUUGGUGCAAAGUAGUAACGAUACGAGGCACCGUAUUUGCAGCUCUGGCUUGUUAAAGUCUGCGAUGUUGCUAGUUGAAAUUUUGCAACCUUGGCGCUUAAAAGCUUAAGUCACAGCUACUCAUGUGUAUCGUAACUUGAGUAGAACUCAAUUGUCAAAUACACACUUGAUACUCUGUGGCGAAGAAAAUGAACAUUUCUCAGGCACUCUUUAAAAUGAACAAUGUGCAUUUGAAUCGUAUCACUUUUCUUUGAUGACAAUCUGGUGCACAUGUUGUAAACCAACGUCACUACCACAGCAUAUCAGUGUUUAGGCUCUAAUAAUAAGUGCAUUGUUGUAAAUAAAUAAAACGACAAUUUGAGAUGACCUACAAUGCCUGGGCAGUUUGUGCAGUGGAGACUAUCUGGAAAAAUGGAGGGAAAAAAAUAUUA